AUGCUGAGCCAUUUCUUUGUGCCGCUCGGAACCAAAUCCCGCGCUGCCGUACUGGGGGCUACCUGUUUGACACUCGGCUUUGUCCUUGCACCCUAUUUCCGACAGGCGAACAAGACGGGAGUCUUUAAGCGCUCACCAAAGUCAACGCUGCUGAACGGCCUGUCAGAGAGAGAGCUUGCGGCCUUGCCGUAUCCGCCGGGUGUCCUGCCGGGCGGCAGGGAUGUCUCAACACCGUAUGGCUCGAUCCGGGUGUACGAGUGGGGUCCCGAAGACGGAGAGAAGGUUUUGUUCUUGCACGGCAUAAGCACUCCAGUUAUAUCGCUAGGGGACUUGGCCCACGAGCUCUCUGGCAAGGGCUACCGGGUCAUGCUCUUCGAUCUCUUUGGUCGCGGAUACUCUGAUGCACCUUCUGAUCUGACUUAUGAUGCGAGAUUGUACGUCACCCAGAUCCUACUAGUCCUGGCCUCCUCGCCGAUCUCAUGGUCGAAAUUCCACCUGGUCGGCUAUUCCUUAGGUGGCUGUCUUGCUGUAUCCUUCGCACGCUACUACCCACAUCUCCUUGUAUCCCUUACAUCCAUAGCCGGCGGCGGGUUGAUUCGCCCACACCACGUAGGCUGGCAGAGUAAGCUGCUGUACAACUCCGGAAUCCUCCCUGAAUGGGCCGUCAGAUAUCUCGUGAGGAGGCGAAUACGACCGUCCGCAGCACCGCCAAGAGCCGCUGGAGGUACCGACAUCAUGGCUGCGGAGAGCAAGAUGCAACCGGGAAAUGGUGAUGCCAGCGGUGGUAAUGGGUUUGACAGUGCUUCGAUAUCUCGAUAUCGUCCCGGGGUCAAGGUUUCGUCUGUCGUAACGUGGCAGAUUGACCAUCACGAAGGGUUUAUCAAUGCGUUCCUGAGCACAAUUCGGAACGCGCCUAUCUACAGCCCGCAACAAGACUGGGCGGCUCUGAGCUCGAUAUUGCGGGAGAGAAGACAGGCCAAGGACAGCCUUCUGCCACAGGGCCUAGAAAGGGGAAAGAUCCUCCUGAUUCUUGGCAAGGAUGACCCAGUUGUGGUUCCAUCGGAGACUAUAGACGACGCUGAGAAGGCAUUGGGUAAAGACGGCGUUCAAGCAGUGAUUCUUCCUGCUGGCCACGAGUUGCCCAUAACCCUGAGCAUCGAAGUGGCAAACUGCAUAGAUUCAUUCGCGGUAAAGAGGCAUUGA
Molecule: messenger RNA, 1203 nt
Organism: Neoarthrinium moseri
Lineage: Eukaryota; Fungi; Ascomycota; Sordariomycetes; Amphisphaeriales; Apiosporaceae
Exons: 2
Coding region: 1-1203 (400 amino acids)
Source: RefSeq, a predicted model, not a curated record